AUGACAAAGUAUCAAACACUUCUGAUCUAUUGUAUCCAAACAGCAGCAGCUGUAGUUCUCUUCUUCAAGUUCCAAUGGGCGCAGACCGAGGCAGACCAAACCAGAACGGGCCGCGCCGCAGACCUCCGCUCCAUCGGAACCACAACCACUUUUCCUUCACUUCACCACACCACCUCAAUUCACCUCACCCACCUCUCCUCCAUGCGACCCACCCGCAGCUUGGAUCAUAAGAUCCACCUCCUCAAACCGAGAGUCUUGAACCUCCCCCAAACCCAAGCAGUGCGCACCAUCAGCACAAUACAAGGCGCACGCCCACUCCGCCCAUCACCAACACACUCAUCACAAUGCACACAAGCACCCCGACGCAGCUUCGGCCUCCCCGCACUCUCCUCCCUCUUACCAAACGGAAAUAACGACUCACCAAAACGCGUAUUAACCGCAACCCGAACCCUCCCCUACGCCCCACCAAACCUCUUCAAAGUAAUUUCCUCCGUGGAAUCCUACUCCCAAUUCCUCCCCUUCCUCACAGCCUCCACCGUCACAGCCCGGGAUCCAGAAACAGGUCAUCCCACACAGGCAUUCUUGACCGUCGGCUACGGACCUCUCAGCGAGACAUUCACGUCGCGCGUCGACUGCGAUCCGAAAAACUUAAUCGUUGAAGCGCGGAGCGGCGCGAAAUACGGCGGUGCUGAGAAGGGGAGUAGCAGUGGUGGGAGUGGGUUGAGUGGAUUCUUCCCCGGUGCUAGUGAGGGGAUCUUUGAAUAUCUUUCUACGCGGUGGGAAUUGGUUCCCCUAGAUGCGAAGGGUGGUCAACCGCAGACGAAGGUGAAUCUGGAAGUGCGGUUUGAAUUUCGGAGCCAGAUGCAUGCUACUGUUAUGGGGGCUGUGGAGGGACAGAUGGCUGGGGUUAUGAUUGAGGCGUUUGAGAAGAGGAUUCAUGAGAUGCAUGGGAGGUGA
Messenger RNA from Penicillium cosmopolitanum, 957 nucleotides. Its product is annotated as ubiquinone-binding COQ10-like protein. Gene Ontology annotation, biological process: ubiquinone biosynthetic process; cellular respiration. NCBI's taxonomy places the organism in Eukaryota, Fungi, Ascomycota, Eurotiomycetes, Eurotiales, Aspergillaceae. The transcript has a single exon. The coding region runs from base 1 to 957 and encodes 318 amino acids. Gene Ontology annotation, cellular component: mitochondrion. Gene Ontology annotation, molecular function: ubiquinone binding. The record is from RefSeq and is a predicted model, not a curated record.